AUUUUAGUUUGUCUGCAAACAUUGUUCAGAGCGGUACGUUGUCACGGUUGUUCGUUUUGUCGCUUCAAAGGCAUUUAAUCCACUAACGGUAUCCAGUCUUAUCAACAAACGAAAAAAAACUAAAAGUGUAUGUUGCAAUGCUAUGUGUGAUUCUAUGUGUUAUCUAACGAAAGAAUGAUUUUUAUUUAGAACAAGUAAUCUAUUAAUAAAAAGAAAAAUCAAAACACUAAAGAAGAGACUUGCCGCUGCACCUGUUUCCUGUGUCAACGCCGGCAGAGCGCAUCUGGUUGGUUGGUUCUCUUCGCACGUACGCACCUUUGACUAUGGCUACGCAUAAAAAUGUCAGGGAGGGCUACUAAAGUGAAGUGAAGCUUGAUAACUUAAUACUGAAAGCAAAAAAGGGCUAUAACAUAACGUAAAAAAAUAAAACAAAACCACAACAACUUGAAGACGGCCUUGUCUUGUCUCAUUUGCCCUAAGAGUGUGUCUCCGUGUUUAUAUCGUUGUUUGUGUAAAUUCUCUUCUUCAUAUUAUAUAUACAUAUACUCACCGGCAAUCCAUCAAAGUCAGCCUAUAAAAAUUCUUUGGGAUUACACAAACAUUUGGAUUUAAAAUCAACAGCAACAACAAAAACCUAUAACCGCUUUAAAGGUAAGCUUGCUUGCUGCAUUAUCAUCGUGUAGUCUUUAGCGACUUUUGUGAUCCGGCAAAAACUAUUUAUAAGAUGCUGAAACACGUACAAAUCUCACCCUUACGCAAUCGCUCCGAUUCCGUAUCGUUGCGGUCCACAAGUCAAGCCUCCUCCUGCGCCAGUUCCAUGUGCGGCAGUCCAGAGCCACCCACAGACUUGCAGCGUACUCCCUCGAGAGCAUCCAGCUAUUCCAGCCUCAAUGAGCAGUUGCCACAGACCACCAUCAAAGUCUAUACGAAUUGCUUGAAAAUUGACAUUGAAUACAAAACUUUGGGAAUUCAAUGGGAUACGACUAGCACAGAAGUGAUUGCCCAAUUGCUGAGACGCCUCAAGAUGCGUCAUCGUGAUCCACGUCUCUUCUAUCUCUCCAUGGAGGUGGCCGUACGUCGUGCUGGUGUGAAGACCAUUUUAGUGCUUGAUGAGGACACACGUCCGGCCAUAUUGCAGGCCUGUCAUCCGAAAGGCGAAUCACGUUUCUGUCUGCAGCUAAAGCCCGGCGGCUUAAUCCGUGUCCACACCUCAGCUCUGCAGCCCAGCUCCCAGUACAAGUCUCUGGUUAUUAGUGAGGAGACCAACUGCGAUGAGUUGCUGCAUUUGCUGCUGGGAUGCUACAGUUCUUUGGAACCAGUCGAGAAUUUCUCACUCUACGAGGUCUGCCCUGGUCAAGAAUGCCAAAGGAAAUUGCAUCCCGACGAUUUGCCUCUCCGCGCUCAGGCUGAGCGCAUGAAGAGAGGAGAGAAUUGUCACUUUCUAGUACGUCGCACACCCAACUAUGCCAGACGUCGCCAAUUGUUGGCCAAUCUCAAUGAGGCUAUCAAUCAAAGCUAUGAAGCUGACCAUGCGACACCAGGUGAAACUGUUGAGGAUUCGACCAGCCUGCUUGAGCUCUCCCUGGAAUCAGAUUUGUCCCUGUCCGAAGAUCUGCGUAGUUGCAGCAGCAGUGAGAGCGCCGAGGAUGAUGAGUGUGCCAGCAGUUCUGGUUCAUCAGAUAAUUCCACCGAGUGUGCAAUAACACGACGAGAUUUCUAUCAGCGCACAGCCACGCCCACAGCAGUAACCACAAAUGCCAACAUGGUCAAUAAUCCCAGCGUCAAUGUGUCCAUCUCCCCUGCCAGAGCAUACAGUCCCGUGUACAAUAUUCGGGAGAUACGCACAUCCUCCCAUUCGUUCUCCUCACUGGGCAAGGAUAAGAAACUGCUGGAUAUACACAUGAAUGCUCGUUAUGCCCCAUCGGGAGUCUAUAGUCGACUGUUGCCCGUUGCGGAAACGGAAAUAUCUACAACUUUGGAUGUGAAUGGCAAUGCCAGUGGAAAACUCACAGCGGAGGCUGUCAAUAAUAAUCCAGCCAAAGGUCUGGGACACUUUGUCUAUCUGUAGCGCAAGAAGUCACAAGGAAAUGUACAUAGCAAAAUGUUUUAGAUUAAGUUUGAAAACAAAACAAAAAAAAAUGGAAGAGAAUCCCCCAAAAAACGAGUACCGUUUGGACCAAAGAUGCAUUUGUAGUUUAAGCUAACAAUUCUUAACCUUGGGAAAUGUAAAUACUUAGUUUUAAUCAAUAAGAGAUGAAGUUGGCUAAGAGUGUCUACUCUAAUUGCAAAAAGGAAAAGUCAAUUAAAUUUCACUCAUUUUAUAUCCAGUAACCACUGUAAAUCCCAAAUAAUAAACUAUCAUAUCUAACCAUUUAAAGGCAGACGAAAAAGAGUCUAUAGGGAACUAAAGUUUCAAAUAAGUUCUUAAGAAAUCAUUAAAUAAUACCUAAUAAUUAUUAUUCAUGUAGAAACCAAAAAGAUAUUUUUUAAUAAUAACCCGAAAAGCAUAUUAAAAAAGCAAAAA
Molecule: messenger RNA, 2524 nt
Organism: Drosophila willistoni
Lineage: Eukaryota; Metazoa; Arthropoda; Insecta; Diptera; Drosophilidae
Gene: rau
Exons: 5
Coding region: 725-2068 (447 amino acids)
Biological process (GO): positive regulation of fibroblast growth factor receptor signaling pathway; positive regulation of epidermal growth factor receptor signaling pathway; signal transduction
Source: RefSeq, a predicted model, not a curated record